UUGGAGAGAGACAGACAGUGGCCACAUCACAGCUAGUGAGGCACAGAGGGUCCUAAGUACCCGUGUGAGGGAGAGAGUGACGGACUGGAUGGUGGGGACAGCCUUACCAAGGAGGUGACAUCUCAGCUGAUCCUUGAAAGACAAGAAGGUGCCACUGCCUCAGACUUGGACAGAGGAACAGCCAAUGCCAAGACCCCAGGAAGGAACCAGUUGAUGGGAUGGGGUUUAGUUCUGUGUGGGAGAGAGAAGCUUAGUUUCGGCUACAGGUGGGUUGAUUCUCUUUUGUUCUACAUCCUCCAAAUUGUCAUUUGUAAUUCCCCCUUCUCACCACUCCCUUCUGGAUGAAGAGCUCCUGUUUGAGCCUGGCUGGUCAGCAGCUGCUGCAGUGUCAGAAUACAGGAAGAGCAAGAAACAAAGAAAACUCCAACAUAUCUGCCUUCUGUUGAAGGUUUGGCAUCUGAGGAGAAGCUAUUUUUAUGUAAGCACAUGUUUGCGGGAGAGGUCUUGGGCCAGGAAGCUGAAAGCACCCGUAUAAAGACAGGACUGAAAUCCCAAAGGUAAUCUGACAUUUUUAAGAGUUUGUUCCCUAUGAAGAGGAAACAUCCCAAAGGAACACAGAAUGUAAAAGUAGAAAUCUUCCAGGUGUCUCCAUGGGUAGUGCGCUUGGCCAUCUGUCCAUGAGAAGACCAUGAUAUCUUCAAAUUUCUGGUGUGUCUCCAUGUUCUCCAGUGAUACUGUUCCUCCUUUUUUUUGUGCAAUGGGAAAAACCUGAAGGACAGGCAGAAUUACUCCUGUACUCGUGACAGCCUCCAUGUUUCAGUGGCUCUUGUGGAACAUGACAAUUAGAGAUCACUUCCCUGUGUUGUCUUUCAGACCUGAGCUAAAGGAUGUGCUUCUUCAUUCUCUAGUGUGCUGGUGGCUGCUCAUUUUUAUAUUUGUUUCUGCUACUUGUGCCUUCUGACCAUCUUAUGUAAUAACAAAACGUCCUUAAAAUUUCCCAGCACAGUUGCACGUGUCCAGACUCCUUGGAGGACUUGCCCAUGGCUCACUAAGCCAGCAGUCCAAGGGCACUACCAUGAGGCACUGCAUUAAUUGCUGCAUACACUUGAUACCUGACAACGCACACAAACAGAAGGUUGGCUGCCGAGGAGGCCUUCAGCACAGUCAACAGGUGUGCCCCACGUGCAGAGGAGAAAAUAAAAUUCUGUUCCGUGUAGACAGUAAGCAGAUGAACUUGCUUGCUGUUCUUGAAGUGAGGACUGAAGGCAAUGAGAACUGGGGUGGGUUUUUGCGCUUUAAAAAGGGCAAGAGAUGUAGCCUCAUUUUUGGACUGAUAAUAAUGACCUUGGUGAUGGCUUCUUACAUCCUUUCUGGGGCCCACCAGGAACUUCUCAUCUCAUCUCCUUUCCAUUAUGGCAGCUUCCCUAACAACCCUAGCUUGAUGGAUGGUGAAAACCCCAGUGAUAUGAAAGAGCAUCAUUACCAACCCUCUGUAAACAAUAUUUCAUACAUGAAGGACUAUCCAAGCAUUAAACUAAUUAUCAACAGCAUCACUGCCAGGAUUGAGUUCACGACCAGGAAGCUCCCAGUCUUACAAGAUCUCAAGAGGCAGGAGUUGCAUAUGUUUUCAGUCAUCCCCAAUAAGUUCCUUCCCAACAGUAAGAGCCCCUGUUGGUAUGAGGAGUUCUCUGGGAGAAACACCACGGAUCCCUACCUCACCAACUCCUAUGUGCUCUACUCCAAGCGUUUCCGCUCUACCUUCGACACCCUGCGCAAGGCCUUCUGGGGCCACCUGUCGCAUGUGCACGGGAAGCACUUCCGCCUGCGCUGCCUGCCACACUUCUACAUCAUUGGGCAGCCCAAGUGUGGGACCACUGACCUCUAUGACCGUCUCCGGCUCCACCCAGAAGUGAAAUUCUCUGCCAUCAAGGAGCCACACUGGUGGACCCGGAAGCGGUUUGGAAUCGUCCGCCUGAGAGAUGGGCUUCGAGACCGCUAUCCUGUGGAAGAUUACCUGGAUCUCUUUGACUUGGCUGCACACCAAAUCCAUCAAGGACUGCAGGCCAGCUCUGCAAAGGAGCAGGGCAAGAUGAAUCAAAUCAUUAUUGGGGAGGCCAGUGCUUCCACCAUGUGGGAUAACAAUGCAUGGACUUUCUUCUAUGACAACAGCACAGACGGCGAGCCGCCAUUCCUGACCCAGGACUUCAUCCACGCCUUUCAGCCAGAUGCCAAGCUGAUCGUCAUGCUCAGGGACCCUGUGGAGAGGUUGUAUUCAGACUAUCUCUACUUUGCAAGUUCGAAUAAAUCUGCAGAUGACUUCCAUGAAAAAGUGACAGAAGCUCUGCAGCUGUUUGAAAAUUGCAUGCUCGAUUAUUCACUGCGUGCCUGCGUCUACAACAACACCCUCAACAACGCUAUGCCUGUGAGGCUCCAGGUUGGGCUGUAUGCUGUAUACCUUCUGGACUGGCUCACUGUUUUUAAUAAGGAACAGUUCCUCAUUCUGCGCCUGGAAGACCAUGCAUCUAAUGUCAAGUACACGAUGCACAGGGUCUUCCACUUCCUGAACCUGGGGCCCCUAAGUGAGAAGCAAGAGGCCUUGAUGACCAAGAGCCCUGCAUCCAAUGUGAGGCGUCCUGAGGAUCGGAACCUGGGGCCCAUGUGGCCGGUCACACAGAAGAUUCUGCGGGACUUCUACGGGCCUUUCAAUGCCAGGCUGGCACAGGUUCUUGCUGAUGAAGCAUUUGCGUGGAAGGCACCAUGAGAGCUGAGUGCCUUGGGCACUGGGCCCACUGACUCUGUCAUCGCCAUGACUCUAACAAUCUCUGUAGGUGGGGAGCUGUUUUACUCACAGCUGGAGAAAACCCCAGAGACUCCAGUCUUCUUUUCCUCCCCAGGCACCUAUUAAUUAGCACCAUUUCAGAACUUCCUUUCUGAUGUUCUGUGGCUCUGUAGCUCAGAGACUCCGCCAGAGUUCCUCCACCUGAGGCCUUUGGAAGCUGCACUUUGGUAGGAAUUCAGCUCUGCUCCAAGAGUGCUUUGAGCCGCAGAGAGGGGCCUUGGGAGGUCACAGCCCAGCUCUACCUGUCCUGGAGUCCCACUCUGGGGCUUGACCCUUCUGGGACCCGAUUAAGCAGCUCGAUAGAGAUCAUAGCCCAGGGCUUGCCAGAACUUAAACUUCACAUGCAGUUUCCAGUUCGGAACACUCUUUGUCAGAUCACCCCCUCAUCUGUGCAGAGAACGCAUCCUCUAUGGAGAACGGAGUCGCUUUUAUUUUCAUUUUUUUACUCCCGAGUGAGCCCUUCAGUAACAUUAGAAAUAAACCCUGUUUGGUCACUUCACUGCUUCCAGGAGGAAAACAUCAGUUCAUUUUUGGCAGCACAUUGCUCUCUCUGACCUCUUCCCACCCUGCCCUCACGAUUUUUUAAUGUUUAAACAUAGAAAAUGGAUACAUUUAAAACAAACUGCUUCCUGCAUUUGACUAGCCCUAGCUCUCUCUUCUGCUUCUUUAGUUGUUUUCUCAAGAAAUUCAGUUUAUAUUUGGAGGAGAAAUUUUUGCCGUCAAUGCUGGAAUAGAGCAACCUCAAGGAAUUGAGCACUACACCGACGAUCUUGGUGACUGAAGCCCUCAUCAUGUAUACAGGGUCACCCGAGAACUGAGGGGGUUUAAUUUUUUUAUUCUGGCCGGCCACAAGUUCCAUCCCUUCACCUUCCCAGCUGGAGGUAGUUUAUUAUCCAUGUUCUCCACCAUGUGUGGUCAGAAUUCCUUAUUCAAGGAGAUAUUUGUGUCCUGAAUCAGAAACACAAUGCACAAGCUAAACUUGGGCUGAAUGUGGAAUCCUAGGCUGUAGAAUGUGAUUGCUAAGCCAUGUUCUUGAUGGAACUUUCCAGACCUCUUGGCAAUGUAGUUUACGGUGGAUGUGCUGAAGGUCUUGUCGUUUCUUGGAAGUCAUGGGUAAGACUGAAAAGAAUGCUUGAAUCCAUUUGGCGGACAGCCCCAGGCCAGGAAGACAAUAAAGGAUUGCACUGAGUGCUGUCGAGGGAAGCAUCCUGUAAACUAUGUUCCCAGAUCUGGUCUGCCAAAGUCAGGAGGUGCAGACACUAAACACCCAGCUGUAACUUGUACAUGUGAGUCAGGCUGGGCUUGGGUGGCAUGAGGACCUGGAAUGCUCAGCUGUCCGAACCUUCUGGCGUCAUCUGUCCUGCCAUCAGAGGCAGGAGCUCAGCCCACUGGAGGGUGCCCAUGGAGCCCCCAGCACAGGCAUGGCUGGGCCUGGUUCUACUGAAGGAGCUGUGUGUCCUGAACACCCACGUGCAAGGACAAUCUCCGCCUUUCACUCACAGCCAGCACGCAGAGCAGCAGCCAGCAGGAAGAGCUGGCCUGAAACAAGGAUGCUUUAGGGAGAUAUCACUUCAGUGUGUGUGUGUGUGUGUGUGCGCGUGUGCGUGUGUGUAUUUAUUUGGAACACAGCGUGUGCAUGUGUGGGUGCGUUUUCUGAGUGGGUUCCCCUCAGUUCUGUUGCUGAUGAGGCUCCUCUGCUCUGGACAGGAUGCUUUUAUAGAUUAAUUUCUCUGCCAAUUAACUUGUCAUUUCCAGUGUGUGUUUUACUAUUCCACUCCGACCAUGAUUACAAAGGAUUUCCCUUAUGCACUCCUAUGCAUGUGAAUAACAUGUAGUGUAAUCUGCUUCUUACAGAAGUAUUACUGAGGGUAUUAUUUCCAAUAUUAUUUGGUUCAUUACUGAUCUUUUUUAUAUAUGCUGGCCCACCCCUUCUGUGCCACCCAGUGCCAUCGGACAUGGUUUUCUCUCUAGGGGCCUCUCCAGAGGCCACAUCCAUUGCCUUUGUUUUCUCUGUUGAGGCCCAGCUCUCGUUGACAGCGCAGGUACCAUUUCAGGUGGUGGCUCUCUAGCCUGUCACCCCAAACCAAAGCGAGAUGGAGCGUUUCUCACAACCUGGUAUUGAAGUUACGGAUUGUAUGAAACUGUACUCCCAUAGUCCUGUAAGGUAUGUUAUGUGAAUCACUGUCAUGCUGUACUUUCAUUAAUAUUUAACAUAAUUAAAGAUGGACCCAAGUGACCGGUG
Molecule: messenger RNA, 5081 nt
Organism: Heterocephalus glaber (naked mole-rat)
Lineage: Eukaryota; Metazoa; Chordata; Mammalia; Rodentia; Bathyergidae
Gene: Chst15
Product: carbohydrate sulfotransferase 15
Biological process (GO): hexose biosynthetic process
Molecular function (GO): N-acetylgalactosamine 4-sulfate 6-O-sulfotransferase activity
Source: RefSeq, a predicted model, not a curated record